AUCCUUUAAGCCGACCAAAUCGGCAUCGUUUCUGUACCUUCGUUUCCUCUUCCUAUUUCUUUUCGUUCUCUUCCUAUUUCUAAUAGUCCUCCUUGUUGCACACGCACAUUCUUCGGAGAUUGUCCGCCAUCACUUCGCAGGGAAUUUGGAGAGAUUUCUCUCUCAUACAUCCCCCAUCUCCUCCAUUCUAGGGUUCGUCUCUCUCUAACAAGCUUUUGCAGGUUGGUAAUCAGCUGGGUUAGGAGAAAAUGAGUGUGGUGGGAUUCGACAUCGGAAAUGAGAAUUGCGUAAUUGGGGUUGUGAAGCAAAGAGGGAUUGAUGUCUUGUUGAACGAUGAGUCGAACCGGGAAACCCCGGCUGUUGUGUCGUUUGGCGAGAAACAGAGGUUCUUGGGUGCGGCGGGAGCUGCCUCUGCGACCAUGAACCCUAAAUCGACGAUUUCUCAGGUGAAGAGGAUAAUUGGUAGGAAAUUCAGGGAUCCGAGUGUUCAGCAAGACCUAAGGUCGUUCCCAUUUCAGACUUCUGAAGGUCCAGAUGGUGGCAUAUUGAUUCAUUUGCAGUACUUGGGCGAAACACAUACAUUUACCCCGGUUCAGAUUCUGGCAAUGCUGUUGGCCCAUUUAAAGCAGAUCGCUGAAAAGAAUCUGGAAGCAGCUGUUUCUGAUUGUGUGAUUGGGAUACCAUGUUACUUCACAGACUUGCAAAGGCGUGAUUUUUUGCAUGCUGCAGAAAUUGCAGGGUUGAAGCCAUUGAGAUUGAUGCAUGACUGUACUGCUACGGCUCUGGGUUAUGGUAUUUACAAGACUGAUUUCCCCAAGUCAGGCCCAAGUCAUGUUGUUUUUGUUGACAUUGGUCAGUGCGAUACACAAGUUGCUGUUGCAUCAUUUGAACCUGGACAUAUGAAGAUACUGUCGCAUGCUUUUGAUAGUAACUUGGGGGGAAGAGACUUCGAUGAGGUUUUGUUCAGAUAUUUCGCAUCACAAUUCACAGAAAAGUACAAUAUCGAUGUUUAUUCAAACACCAGGGCUUCUAUAAGGCUGAGGCAGGCAUGUGAGAAAUUGAAGAAAGUCUUGAGUGCAAAUCCAGAGGCGCCACUUACCAUAGAGUGCUUGAUGGAUGAGAAAGAUGUCAAGGGUUUCAUUAAGAGGGAGGAUUUUGAGAAAUUAUCAUCUGACUUAUUGGAGAGGAUACGCAUCCCUUGUCGCAAGGCUUUGGAGGACUCUGGUCUGACUGUGGACAAAAUUCAUGUUGUUGAGCUUGUUGGAUCUGGGUCUCGGAUACCAUCUAUUGCACGAGUUUUGGCUUCUCUUUUUGGAAGAGAACCAAGCCGGACAGUCAAUGCAAGCGAAUGUGUGGCUCGUGGUUGCGCUCUUCAAUGCGCAAUGCUUAGCCCUGUAUUUCGUGUUAGAGAGUAUGAGGUUCAAGACGCGCUUCCUUUUUCGAUAGGAUUUUUAUCAAAUGAAGGUCCAAUCAGCACCCGGUCAAAUGGUGUGCUGUUUCCAAGUGGACAUCCAUUUCCAAGCCUUAAGAUUCUUACAUUGCAUAGACAUAGCACAUUUCAUUUAGAAGCCUUCUACGCUGAUCUGAAUGAAUUGCCUCCCGGCACGUCGCCUAAAAUCAGCAGUUUUAUGAUUGGUCCAUUCCAAGUCUCCCACCCAGAAACACUGAAGAUUAAAGUUAAGGUUCAACUAAAUCUCCACGGUAUAGUAACUGUAGAGUCAGCUAGGCUGAUAGAAAAUCACAGGUAUGAUUCAAGGGGUAGUGCUCAUGUAACUUCAGAUAAGAUGGAGAUUGACAAUCACACAUCUUCUGAAGUAGCAAAUGAUGUUGAAGAUUCUCAUUCUGCUGCUGCUGAUGAAACGAAAAUGGGCAAGGCCAUAAGGAGACAAGAUCUACCAGUUACAGAGAAUGUGUAUGGUGGAAUGACAAAGGAAGAACUCUCACAAGCUCAAGAGAAAGAACUUCAGUUGGUCCGGCAGGACAUAAAGGUUGAGCAAACUAAAGAUAAGAAAAACUUGCUGGAGUCUUAUGUCUACGAGACACGCAAUAAGCUCUUGAAUACGUACCGGAGCUUUGCCUCUGAAUUAGAGAAGGAAGGGAUUUCUAGGAAUCUGCUACAGACAGAAGAGUGGCUCUAUGAGGAUGGAGAUGAUGAAUCUGAAAAGGUUUAUACUGAGAAACUAGAGGAUCUAAAAAAGUUGGUGGAUCCCAUUGAAAAUCGGUAUAAAGAUGAAGAGUCCCGAGUAGAAGCAACAAGAGGUCUAUUAAAUCGCAUUGUGGAGUAUCGGAUGGCUGUAGGAUCACUUCCAGCUACCGAGAGGGAUGCAGUUAUUAGCGAGUGCAAUAAAGCAGAACAGUGGCUGCGAGAGAAAACCCAGCAGCAGGAUUCGUUGCCUAAAAAUACUGAUCCAAUACUAUGGUCAAGUGAAAUCAAAAGAAAAGGGGAUGCUCUUGACGCGAUGUGCAAGCAUAUUAUGAGAUCCAAGGUUUCAGCCCCAAGACCUGAGGAUUCCAUGGAAUCAGACCACGGGAACAAACAGGACGACAUGCGAGCAGAUUGAUGUGCAUUUACUACAUGUUUUGUGGCACCAAGGAACCAGACCAUAAACAACCAGAUCAAAAUGCUAUUACUUUGAUGUGGAUUUUGCACAGAUCAGUUAUCCCGUCAACGCUCCAUACUAAGCAGGAAUCAUGAAAUAUCACCGUUCUUUUCAGUGAAAUACCAUGCCGUUCAUCAUCGUCAAAGCUAAGAAGCAAAUUUUGCCUGCUGCUACCAUGACACUGCUUUCUGCAGUGUUGUUGCUACCCUGAUUGCUGUCUGUAUUUUGGCAAUGCCCCAUGCUAUUAUAGUUUCUGUUAGAGGCAAUUACAUGGUUGGUUUCUACAUAUUUUUUACUCGUUGUAUACAGGUGGCCGGGAAAACACUGGUUGGUGUAAUUAUUGUUCACUUUUCAUGGUAUUGACUUCGUACUCUCAACAUAGUAUGAACGUUACUGUCUUAUGUAAUAAGGUGGCAUUGAUGCAAGUUUUAUCAUUCUUGAUUACCGGUAUCCAUGUUUUCAAAAUUCAUA
Rhododendron vialii is the source of this 3071-nucleotide messenger RNA. Its product is annotated as heat shock 70 kDa protein 16. Gene Ontology annotation, biological process: protein folding. Gene Ontology annotation, cellular component: nucleus; cytosol. The transcript has 10 exons. Lineage: Eukaryota; Viridiplantae; Streptophyta; Magnoliopsida; Ericales; Ericaceae. Gene Ontology annotation, molecular function: ATP-dependent protein folding chaperone; ATP binding. The record is from RefSeq and is a predicted model, not a curated record. Bases 249 to 2561 code for a protein of 770 amino acids.